CGGCCCGACCGUAGGAAUCGCUUCCGAAGUGGCCAUGCUGUUCUUGACCAUCCUGCUUGUCGUGAGCUCAGAGGGUCUUCGCGGCGUCCUUCAGGAUACCUUUGCGUACCUGGCGUCGUACCCGUCGCUGUUCCUGCUCUUCCUCUUGUUUGGAUUCGGCGUCGCCGUGGCGAGCUCAAUCAUUCACUUUCACCUGGCGAAGCGCGGUAACGCAACCACGACGCCGCUCACAUGCUACGACUGCGAACAACAAAACAAAACCAAAGGCUCUACAAAGAACAACAAAAAAGCCAAGCGCCAAGCCGACAACGUUGGGAUUCUUGCCAUGGAAGUGUACUUCCCUGCCAACUACAUUGAUCAAUCGGACCUCGAGCAGUAUGACGGCGUCGGCGCUGGCAAGUACACCAAGGGUCUUGCACAGGAAAAGAUGAGUUUUACCGGCGAUCGAGAAGAUGUCAACUCGAUUGCUCUCACCGCCGUGAAACAGUUGCUGGAAAAGUACGACAUUCAACCAUCUCAAAUCGGACGCCUCGAAGUCGGCACGGAAACGAUGGUGGAUUUGUGCAAGUCGACGAAAACUGUGAUCAUGGAUCUGUUUCACGAGCAUGGCAACUACGACUUGGAAGGCGUAACGUCUGUGAAUGCAUGCUACGGGGGGACCGCGGCGCUCUUCAACUCUGUUGCGUGGGUCGAAAGCAAGGCAUGGGAUGGACGAUAUGCCUUGGUUGUGUGCGGUGAUAUUGCCGUGUAUGCCAAGGGUCCGGCGCGUCCAACUUCUGGCUGUGGCGCGGUCGCGAUGCUGAUCGGGCCCAACGCCCCGUUGGUCAUGGAGAGCGAGCUUCGCACGACCUUUUCCGAAAAUAUGUGGGAUUUUUACAAGCCGGAUCCGCACUCCGAGUACCCGACCGUGGACGGCAAGUUUUCCCAAUCGUGCUACUUGAAGACCCUCGACGACUGCUACCGCCGCUUCUGCUCGAAGAACGAACUCGCGGGCGUGACCAAGAACGGCCAGUUCUUUGACGUAGCCGCCAACGACUACGUCCUGUUUCACUCUCCGUACAACAAGUUGGCGCAGAAAGGCUUUGCGCGCAUUGUGUUUAACGACUUCUUGCGCAACCCGACCUUGCCCCAAUACGAGAAGCUCAAGAAAUGGCACGGCGCCGCGCUCGAGGAAACGUACUACGACCGCGAACUCGAAGCUGCGUCGCGCGAAGUGUCACUUAAUAUGUGGAACCGCAUGGUCGAGCCAUCGUGCUUUGCCUCGCGACACAUUGGCAACUGCUACACCGCCUCCGUUUACAUCAACCUGGCGUGCCUCGUAGACACGGCGCGAUCCGCGCUUCACGGCAAGCGCCUCAUGCUGUUUUCGUAUGGCUCUGGUGCCGUCGGGUCGAUCUUUUCGUUCCGCUGCGUCCGUCCCGAAUCGACCGAAGUCGCUGUCCCCGCCUUCACGGUGGAACGGAUGAGCGACUGCUUGAACCUCGCACAACGUCUGAACAAGCGCCUCAAGCGCACGCCGGAAGAGUUCAAUGCCCACAUGGACCUGCGCGAGUCUAGCCAUGGCAUGAAGAGUUACACCCCUGUGCAAUCCAUCGAGUCGCUCUUCCCUGGCACGUACUACCUCGUGGGGGUUGAUGACAAGCAUCGCCGCAAGUAUGCCCGCAAGCCUCUUAACGCUUCGUUGUCGUUUGUGGCUCUCCCGUCCCCAACGGUGGCCGUAGAGCCUUCCGCGACGAGUGUGGCGGCGCUCCCCACAUCCGUAGUCCCGGCCAAGCCUGCGCUCGUCGAGGUCUUGGUCACCGGAGUCGCCGCUGGCGCCCCUGGCCUCAAGUCAACUAACUUGACUGCGCUCUUGGAAGGUGUAAACUGCAUAGAACCCGUGUCGGACGCGGCAAAGACUGCAAUGGUCGCUAAAAACGUCGUCCAGCUCAAGAAGGAUGGGGCGGCCGUUCGCCGACUGCCUGUGACCAGUGUGAACGAGACGAUUCAACUCGCGGCUCCCAUGGCCGUGGUGGACCUCGUCAAGGACUUUGGCUUGCCCAAGAGCUUGGUCGAAGGGAUGGACGAUGCGUCCGCUUGUGCGGUUGCGGCGGGUCUCCGUGCGUUGCAGCAAGCGGGCCUCGUUGCCGGCACAGUUGAAAACGGCUGGGGCAACUGGCGCUUGACAGAUGCGCUGGCCACUUCCACGGGCGUCUUGUUCGCCGCAUCGUUCCCUGCCCUGGAUGCGUGUGUGAAGGAAGUGUCUCGGUCGUACACGGAUCCUGCGUACGAGUUUGACCGUAAACUGCUCUUCCGCCUCCUCGUGCAGGCCAAUGCGCAAUUGGCGCAGAUCGUGGGUGCCAAGGGCCCCAAUGCGCAUGUGAACGCUACGUGUGCCGGGACGACUGUAGCGCUCACAAUGGCGCAGGACUGGAUCCGCUCUGGCAAGUGCCAACGCGUCGUCGUGAUUGCAGGCGACGUGGCCGCGAACGAAACGCUACUCCCCUGGAUUGGUAGCGGCUUCCGUUCGCUCGGGGCCGCGUCCAUUGCGAGCAACGUGUCCGAUGCCGCGCUUCCGUUCGAUUCGCGCCGCAACGGGAUGCUUCUGGGCAGCGGCGCCGUUGGUUUGGUCUUGGAAGCAGCGGGCGCAUCCACGCUCCAGCGCUUCCCGGCUGGGUCGCCAUCGGUUCAGUUGGUGGCCAGUCAGCUCAGCAACUCGGCUUUCCACGGCGCGUCGCUUGACAAGGAGCACAUGGCCCAAGAACUGAACCGCUUCCUUCAAGCUGUCGAAACCGAGCACGGCAUCCCGCGCGCCGUGUUGGCGGCGGAAGGGGUAUAUUACAGUCAUGAAACGUGCACCCAGGCGACGCCCACCUCGUCGUGCUCGUUCACCGAGCUGUACAUGCUCCGCAGUGCGUUUGGCGACGCCGGCCUUGACACGUUGGUGCUGGCCAACACGAAGGCGUUUACUGGUCAUGCCAUGGGUGUGAGCUUCGAAGAAGUGAUUGCCGUCGAGGGCCUCAAGCGCGGGGUCCUUCCCCCCGUGGUCAACUUUUCCUCGCACGAUGCCCACUUGAGCCCCCGUCCGCUGCGUCUUAGCAAGGGCGGUGCCUACCCCCACGUCAAGUAUGCGCUGCGCUUUGCGGCGGGCUUUGGUUCGCAGAUUGCUUUUACGUUGUACAUGCGCAAGUAAAGCAUAUUCUCCGUGAAUCGAAUGUGUGUCGACAACAUGGAUGGUUUGCGCAAUGCCAUGGCCGAGGUCUCGCGUGGAGCUGCGCAGAUGAGGCAGAGUGCAGGAAGAACGGACAAUCUAGCAAUGCUUCGUGACA
Molecule: messenger RNA, 3308 nt
Organism: Aphanomyces invadans
Lineage: Eukaryota; Oomycota; Saprolegniomycetes; Saprolegniales; Verrucalvaceae
Product: hydroxymethylglutaryl-CoA synthase
Exons: 1
Coding region: 35-3172 (1045 amino acids)
Biological process (GO): acetyl-CoA metabolic process
Molecular function (GO): hydroxymethylglutaryl-CoA synthase activity
Source: RefSeq, a predicted model, not a curated record